UAUGACAAGUUAAUAAAAACGUCACUGUACCUAAUAAAUUAUUUUUUAAAAAUUAUUUUAGUAUCACUGUGUUCAAGCAAAGAAAAUAAAAGACCAGCCUUGAAUCUUGAUAAUCUGGAUGAUCAUAACAGCUGGCAAAUAAUCUGGUGGAAGAGGAAGCUACCCGAUAAGAGCAUCCUAUAUAUACCCGUGGGUGCGCCGAAAGGGAACAAAAACGCAACAACGCUGCCAUUUUGGGCUGUUGGAAGCGGAACAACUCGAAGACUUAACUCUCUACCACUAGCUUGUGGCCUCUGUGGCCCCUUCUCCGUCACCGGGUCGCGGUACUACUCUUACUGA
Molecule: messenger RNA, 339 nt
Organism: Cotesia congregata
Lineage: Eukaryota; Metazoa; Arthropoda; Insecta; Hymenoptera; Braconidae
Source: the annotation of a GenBank genome assembly